CCCCGCUCUGCUUAUCCGCGAGCGCAAACGAUUUCCCCGUGAACCCGUUUCAGCACCGGGACAACACUGCACGCUCGCAUGGCAACGGAGUUUCAUAACCUUCAGGAGUUGAGACACUCUGCGUCUCUAGCCAGUAAGGUCUUCAUUCAGAGAGACUACAUGGAUGGCACCACUUGCAAGUUCCAGACCAAGUUCCCCUCUGAGUUAGACAACAGGAUCGAGAGGACACUGUUCGAGGACACGGUGAAGACGCUGAAUAAUUACUAUGCGGAGGCAGAGAAGAUCGGAGGCCAGGCCUGCCUCGAGGGCUGCCUCGCAUGCAUCACUGUUUACCUCAUCUUCCUGUGCGUCGAGACACGCUAUGAGAAGGUGCUGAAGAAGAUCUCGCAGUACAUUCAGGAGCAGAAUGAGAAGAUCUAUGCUCCUCGAGGCCUGCUCAUCACAGACCCUAUAGAGAAGGGCAUGAGGGUUAUUGAGAUCAGUGUGUUUGAGGAUCGCAGCUCCAGUGGUUCAAGCUCAGGAAGCAGCACAACAAGCAGCAGACGAUGAUUCUGACACACUGUAACGUUCACUUGAACACCACUCAGUCGCUCAUGACUGAUGCUCACUGAAGAGAGACAUCAUCCGUUCAGCAUCGGCAAACAGAACCAGAUCUGACAUCACCCACCGCGCAAGAACUGCCUCCUCAAUGCACGCCAUUACCUCACGUCUGCACAUCAUUUGGUAACAGAAUCUGCACACGUCCUUCGUGAUAGCGGCAGUUGUUGCACAUCUCAGAGUCACUGGCUGUAGCAGUUCACAUCAGCUACCAUCGCUGUAAUAUGCAAAUUCACUCCCGCCGUGUGAUGUAGCGGCCGAUCGGCACGUGACAGUCUUCCAUUGCAGUUUGACAUUUGCAUGAUUUUUGACCCUUUUGACCCGUGUUUGGAGAUGAGAUGAUUAGCGUUAAAAUAAAAAUACCAUGUCAUUCCAAACCGGUUUCUUUAAAAUUGUCCUUUUGUGUUCCAGAAAAAUAGAGACAUGAGUCACGAGUAAAUAAUGACAUCAUUUUUGGGUAAACUAUUCCUUUAAUGUACCUCAGAUAAGAGUACGGGACAGAAAUCUGACUCUAGAUCAGUGUGACCACACUAUACAGAUGCCAGGCACUGCCAUUCCCCCCCUCGGGGACUAUAUAUGACUCUAUACAUCUGUUGUAUUGGAUCGUGUGGACGUCACUCAAGCUUUUUUAUCAUCAGAGGAAAAUAAAUAACUACUGCCAGAACUUCCUGAAACACAUGGUCCCGCAUUAAGAGCUUCCAUUUCUUAUUAAGAACGUUUGUAAAGUCGGAGUGAUUUCUCUGUUG
Xyrauchen texanus (razorback sucker) is the source of this 1343-nucleotide messenger RNA. Its product is annotated as golgin subfamily A member 7B-like. The coding region runs from base 79 to 549 and encodes 156 amino acids. Gene Ontology annotation, biological process: peptidyl-L-cysteine S-palmitoylation; protein targeting to membrane. The record is from RefSeq and is a predicted model, not a curated record. Gene Ontology annotation, cellular component: palmitoyltransferase complex. NCBI's taxonomy places the organism in Eukaryota, Metazoa, Chordata, Actinopteri, Cypriniformes, Catostomidae. The transcript is spliced from 5 exons.